Molecule: messenger RNA, 957 nt
Organism: Botrytis byssoidea
Lineage: Eukaryota; Fungi; Ascomycota; Leotiomycetes; Helotiales; Sclerotiniaceae
Exons: 1
Coding region: 1-957 (318 amino acids)
Molecular function (GO): protein binding
Source: RefSeq, a predicted model, not a curated record
AUGGCGAUCGGAAAGGAAGGCGAGGAUAUAAAAUAUGCGGGGCUGGAGAGGAAGAAAUCGACAAAGAGGUGGAAACAUAAGAUGAGGGCUGGCUCGGUGAUCGAUGGAGAGAGUGGUAAGACAACGCAGGAGGGAAUGGCACCCUUUAAUGAUACCAAUACUACGUUGCCACUGGAGGAAGGAAAUGACCCAGAAGAAAAGCAUGCCACUGCAGAAUCUUCGAAGAACAUACAUGAGAAGGGUCGGCAAUAUUUGGGUAAACAGGGGAAUACACGGGCGCGUUUUGGUGACCGUAAUGACUUCAUCAGACUAUACGUCGGCAAUGUCACAUACAAUCGUCGGACCUUUCACGCCCCGAAAGCCCUUCUUCGUGCCAAAGCCAAAUACUUCGAUGAGAUUUUCACGCGGAAUCCCGAGCUCAGCCAUAUGAAUCUUCCCAAGAAAGAACCAACUUCCUUUGCUUUGUUUCUCGACUGGAUUCAGCUCGGGGUGUACGCACCUUUGGAUAUCGAAGAGGGACCUAUUCCCUUUCGAAGUCGCAUCAUCCUGUAUGGUCUAGGAAUUGAAUACGAACUCCAAGAACUUAUGGAUUAUACCAUGACCGUUCUCAUCACAAAUUGUGCAAUGCAUGAUGAAUUGACGUUCGACGAAAAGUACGCCCAUCUGAUUUAUGUGGAUACGGAUGAUGGGUCCAAACUUCGUUCAUUCGUAUCACACUCAUUGGCAAAUAGCCUUUUGGUUAUGAGAGAUUUUUCAAAGAAACAGGCCUGGAUGAUGAAAUCUGGUCAUCCGGAAUUGUGGAAGGAUGUAUCAAAUUGGAUGGAUGUUAUUAGAAAAGGGAGCUUCGUGCCUCCGUCCGUUCCUUUUUCAUCUCCUAAACCUGUAGCACCUUCAAAGUGUAUUUUUCAUGUUCAUGAUGUAGGAGCGGCAUGUGCAUUCACGGGUGAUAUACUCUAA